AUUUAUUUUAAAUUGAAUCUCUUUGUAUUAUUGAAUCUCUUUGUGUUUUUUUGUAUGUUUGUGUGCAGGUUAUGGCUGAAGUGCCGCGGCUUUUGGAGGGGCCCCAUGACGCCGGCCACCGUUGCCACCUAUUUUUGAACCCAAAUAAAGAACAUGAUUAUCGGAGUUUCAGACUUCGAACCGUAAAGAAAACCUGCCCAAUACACAAUUAUUUCAUUCCUCGCCUUGACGCUUAUGGACUACAUGCUUUUGCUAGGCUCACAUCAAGCGAAGACCCAUCCCAGUUACGUUCGGACCCAUCCCUUUUGAGAUCCCUCGUUGACCGGUGGAGACCUGAAACCCACACCUUUCACUUUCGUUUUGGGGAGCUUGCACCUACACUGAAAGAUGUUUCUAUGAUCCUUGCUCUACAAAUUAGAGGUGAGCCGUUAGUCUCUCGACGAGUGUCUAAAACUUGGACACAAAAUAUAUCAGACCGUCUUGGGAUGACAAUGCCAGAAUCACAAUGUACUGGUGGCCCUCGUGGCAUCCCACUCCCCUGGCUUCAUGAUAACUUUCUUAAUUUUUCUAGCUUCGCUGAUUCUGAGACGAGGAAAAGACAUCUGUUUGCGUAUUUGUUGUGGCUCCUCGGGGUUAUGUUUCCAAAUUCACACGGGGACGUACUUCUCCCUGGUCUCAUCUACAUUGUGGAGAAGAUGGUAGAUGAACCUUUACCCGAGCAGCCAAAAUACAGCUUCGGUUCUGCCAUUCUAUCUCAUACAUAUAGAGGCUUGUGUGAUGCCACACAAAAAACUUCCUUCGCAAAAAAAGCUCCGUUACUUUGUGUCCCCUACGAGUUUCUACAGUUGUGGUCCUGGGAAUACCUCCCUGUAGGACGACCUCGUAUAAUAAAUCCCAUACACCCAUACGACUAUAGCGAGGGCAGCUGUGUAACUAUGGCCAGCAGGUGGACAAAGGCACGGAAACAUUGGUCUCCAAGUAUUGCGAAAAAUUGUUACCCUAUAUACCACCAGCAGUUUGAGGCACUUGAUGAGUCUGUAGUCACAUGGAACCCAUGGACCCAGGAGCAUGUACAGAUGGUCUUUGAUAUACGACCCAUCACAGCAGGCAUGUUGACCGAUAGUGCAUUCUGGCUGACUCGCUGCUACUUAUUGUUCAUGUGGUGUGUUGAGCCUUACAACCCAGAGCGUGUCAUGAGAUAGUUCGGUCUGUAUCAGGAGAUUCCACCACCUUUUCCAAGAUGUACGGAUGAGGAAACCCAUAAGCUAACCAAUAUGGGCCACGGUUGGAGUCUUUACGAUUGGAGGGAACGCAAGAUUCAAUGGGUACAGAAGUGGGAAAAUGAAGCGCUAGCAGAUAUAGUGUAUCAACUUAGACCGUACGAUGGAAGUACAGCUCAAGCGUACAAGCAGUGGUACUACAUCAGCACGCGUACAAGCCUGGCCGGUCAACCAGCUACGAUACCAACAAAUCUCACGCACGAGGAGCAGAUGCAGCGACCUGUUGAGCUGCAUGCAGCUUACUAUAAUGAC
Aegilops tauschii subsp. strangulata is the source of this 1532-nucleotide messenger RNA. The record is from RefSeq and is a predicted model, not a curated record. Lineage: Eukaryota; Viridiplantae; Streptophyta; Magnoliopsida; Poales; Poaceae.